Messenger RNA from Python bivittatus (Burmese python), 4168 nucleotides. It is a transcript of the gene BNIP3, whose product is annotated as BCL2 interacting protein 3. NCBI's taxonomy places the organism in Eukaryota, Metazoa, Chordata, Lepidosauria, Squamata, Pythonidae. Gene Ontology annotation, biological process: positive regulation of apoptotic process; mitochondrial outer membrane permeabilization. Gene Ontology annotation, cellular component: nucleus; mitochondrial envelope; nuclear envelope. The record is from RefSeq and is a predicted model, not a curated record.
GUGCCGAAGAUUUGUUCGGCAGCCAAUCGGGGCGGUUCGUUCCUUUUUGACGUCACAAUCCCUAGAACCUGCAGCGGCGACAACAAUAACAAUACCAGGCGGGAUCGUUCCCCGGAGUCGAGCAGCGAGGGGUGCGUGACCCGGGCGAGCAGCAAAAACAGCCCGUCGUGGGGACGGAGGUAGCAGUUGCUACCGUCAGCAGAGUCGGAGAGGAACGACACAGAGAGCAACUCAGGAGGGACCCAGAAAUAGAAACGCUUCUUUCCCAGCAGUGAUGGCCUCGAGCGAACCCUCAGGGCUGCAAGAAGAGAAUUUGCAGGGUUCCUGGGUAGAACUGCACUUUAGCAGCAAUGGGAACGGGAACAGUGGCCAGCCAGCCAGCCAGGAACAAGUUCCUGCUUCAGUUUCUAUUUAUAAUGGUGACAUGGAGAAAAUCCUUCUAGAUGCCCAGCAUGAGUCUGGAAGAAGUAGUUCACGAGAGAGCUCACACUGCGACAGCCCUCCACGAUCCCAAACACCUCAAGAUGUUCACAGAACUUCAGAAGUGGAGAGUCGUGCCAGCGGAGAAAAGAAUAGCUCUCAGUCUGAAGAAGAUUUUCUGGAAAGAAGGAAAGAAGUUGAACAGCUUCUGAAGAAAAAUUCAGAUUGGAUGUGGGACUGGUCCAGUAGGCCUGAGAAUAUUCCACCCAAGGAAUUUCUCUUUAAACACCCUAAGCGCACAGCUACCCUCAGUAUGAGGAACACAAGUGUGAUGAAGAAGGGAGGCAUAUUUUCUGCUGAAUUCUUGAAGAUUUUCUUACCAUCUCUGCUGCUUUCCCAUCUGCUUGCCAUUGGAUUAGGGAUUUAUAUUGGAAAACGGUUGACAAUCACAGCUUCCAGCAGCUCAUUGUAAGAGGAAAUGAAUUUGUCUCUUUUGCAAAUCAUGACAGCAUUCAUCCAGGCAUAUAAAAUGGUGAACAGAAGGAACUCCCAAAUGUGUAAUCAUAACAUGGCAAUGUAUGUUUUAUUGUGUAAAUGGCUGUUGCAAAAGGAAAGGAAGAAAACCCAACUACCAAACUGCUUCUGUAUGUAAAUUCCUAUUUGCAUAGUUUAAUAUAGUGUAGCUUAGAUCGGGAGCGGGGAACCAGAACUACAACUUCCAGCAAGCUCCAGCUUUGUGGCCAGUAAUAAAGGAUAUUGGGAGAUGUUCAGCACGUGCAGUGACCCACAUUUCAUUAUCCCCGGUUGAAGAUUUUUCUUUGAUAUUAUUACAAGAACGAACAGCGUGGCAAAAAAACUAAACAAAAGCAUUCACUGUGGACACAUGGGAAGGAAUUAAUGUGCAGUUUUGUUUUUGUGCAGUUGUGUAAAGACUAGUAGAGGGUUGUCCUUGAUACCACUGUAAUGUCAAAAAAGGAGAGCUGUAGUCAACAAAAGUAGAAUGGCCUUACAUUUAAGAGUGCAAUUUUGUUACUUGAGCUGAAAUUAAUUAGUGAGAUACUUUGAAAUGUAAUCAUGAGUCAAUGCAGAGUCUUUUGGUCUGUGUAUGUGUGUUAAUAUGGAACCUUUUCUUUCUGUUUUCAGUGAAUGUUUAUAUGCAACUGUUGAGAAGAUGGUUUAGUAGUAAAGAUCUGAUUUUUUCCAAAGUCAGCCAAAACUUGUGUGGUCAGGAAACUUUUAAGAAGGAAGGUCCCGAGGAAUCUCUUCCAAAAAGCCCAUUGAGGGAAGCUAGCCUUGGCCAUCCCCUUCUCCCCUCUUGGUUGAUAAACAUAAAUUUCUUGCCUCUUAAUGGCCUAAAUCAUCACCAACAAAUCAGAGUGGGGUAGCUGGAUCUGCCUUUUUAGUCACAAAUGCUGUAGCUGUUAGCCAGUGAUCUGGUCUGGGUGAGUACAUAGGAAUUUACUCUCUGGGUGAAUGAUGGCACUUCCAGAAGAGGUACCCAGUUGUCAAGUGCUCCUUUGCGCUCUACUAUUUCCACAUUGGCUUGCUUCUUUCCUUCUUCUGUAGGUGCACAAAGAGCUGGGAAUGGAGAGAAGCAUGGCUUUUUCUCUCCAGCAGACUGCUGGGUUUUUAUUCUAAAUAUGCAGCAGGCCAGAUCCCUGCUAUAGAGAAUGGAAACACAGCAUAAUGGCAAGGGACAGCUGACUGAUGCUGUCUCCUCAUUCUUUCCACAUGCUCAACGUUGAGCCAAAGGGUCUGGCAGAAGAGUUAAGGAAGGUUAGUUUCUUGCCGGAAAAAGAUCUUACGCUUCUGUGUUUUAUUCUUAAGGUGGUUUGCAAAGGAUACGUAAUAAAUAAUAAAUAAUAAAAUAAAUAAGUCCAUCCAGGCUUCCCUACCCCUUGCAGGCUACAAAGGUUGGGGACUAAAUGUACAAGGCCUGUGCUAGGUACUAAUGUGUGUUUCAAUGACCCCCCCAAAAGAAAAUGAAAUUUUAUGGGAGGAUACACUUGUGCUGAAAGCUAUGAGCAAAGGCCACAAUAGAAUCUGAAAGUUCAGCACUGAUUUGACAUUGUUUUAAACCCUCUUGUUAUACAUUUUAGCUGCCCAGGGGCUACCCUAAUAAGGCUUGAGAUUUACUUCUUGGUAAAUGAAAAGAACGCAUUGUAGCAUCUGUUACUCUUAUUUAAAGGUUUCAUUGUUCAUUGAUUACAAUAAAGAAUGAGAUUUGUUUAGGAUUUAACAUGUAUGAACUGGACGGUACAACUUGUUCAAUAAACUGUCAUUUUAAAAAAUCUGGCUUAGCUUUAUAUGUGAAGGCAGCCUCUGGGUUACAACAUGCAUAGCAUUGCAAAAAGGCUGGCUUGAUUAAGCGCUUCCAUAGCUAUGCUCUCAAGAGUCCUCUCUGCUUAAUUUAAACCUUCCUGUGGCAAGUUGUGGGAGGGAUAAAGUAUCAGUCUUCUCUAUCUGCUCGAUAGAAGCUAGAGAGGAAGCCUAUUGAGCAGGGAUGCACACAAAGGGGGGUCAAAAAAGUCAAGAUGGCAGCCACAUCCAUGGAAACAAAGUCCCACCCCUUUUUAAUGUGCAUUGAGUAAAGAAAGAGUAGGGUUUCAAUCAUGCAAUGGCAGCUGCUGUAUUUUCUUUUGGACCCCCUCCCCAUCAGAUGCUCCUGCCAUUAUGGGCUCCCUGAUUAAAGUUUGUUUUACUGUUUUUGGGGGGGGGACGCCUGGAAGAGUCAUGGUUGACGUACAUAUUUCAUGAAACAUUGAAAUAUUUCAUGGAACCUGCUAAAAUCACCUGCUUACAGUACUAGAAGUGUAAUUGGAUAAAAAAUCUUAUUUGAUAUAGACUGACUUGAGCUACUCUUGGAUUAGGAAGAGUAGUUCAAGAUCACCUGGCAUCUACCUGCACUAGGUAUUGUGUUUCUGUUGUAUCAGUGUAAAAACUGAUUUUUUCACACUGAUUUUGAUCUUCUCAUUUGGCACAUGUAACUUAUUUUAUGCUUGAGUUAGAACUGGAAUUAAUAGCUUUUACUGUGCAUCAUGGCACUCAGAUCAUCCUAUUGUAUUCACAAGCUUGCAUAAUUUGGAGUAAUACUAUUUGAUCAACUAAUAGCUUGGCUUUAUUUUACUGUUAAUAUAGUUGCUAUAUAUUUAUACAGGUGUGGGCGCCACAGGUUUUAUAAGGACAUUGUCUUGAACAGAUUCCUUUAUCCACUUCAGUGUUAAAAAACAGAUAGGCUCAAAUGGAUAGGAGCUGUGUAAAUGGGUUGACGUUUAACUGUAAAUGGGUUAACAUAAACUGCCAUUCAGAGACCAGAUUUGUUUUCAGAUGAUAGAGACCUUUAUCGCAGUGAUUGCAAAUCUAAGUAAGCAAGCCGUUGUCUGAGAAGAGAAAGUUUGUUCUUUUAAGUUUCAGCUACUGGAAGCUGUCAUAAACUUUUGAAAUGGGGAUUUGCUUUGUCUUGAUCUCGUAAAAGAUAGCCAAUAUUACAGUAUUCUCAAAAUUGCUUGUUCUUCUAUUAGCUAUUGUUUGAUCACAUUGUACUGCUACAGAUUUCACUUUAUUAAUGGAAGUUUGUACAAUUGUUGUAUGAGAAUGUCACUAUUGGCUAUCAUAUCAGAUAAAUGGAGAGCAUAUAAAAUGGUUAUUUUUCAGCUUUUUAUCAAGUCAGUAAGCUGUGAAAUACGACAUUAAAUGCCUGUGUUUUCGUUGCUAUUGUGCUAAACCAAUAAAGGAAUAAGUAAACUUG